GCGCCUCGCGGCGGUGUUGUCGGCGGCCCCAAGAUGGCGGCGGUGGCGGCGGGCGCGGCGGCCCCUCAGCAGCCGCCGCCGCCUCAGCAGCCGCCGCAGCCGGCGGGAGGCGGCGGGAGCGGCUCCGGGGAGGCGGCGGGAGCCGCGGGUGGUGCCGGAGGCGGCGGCGGAGGUGCCGGAGGCGGAGGCGGCGCAGCCGGGCCUGCGCCGGGCUCGGGAUCGGGCGGCGGCGCGGCCGCGGGCGAGUCGUGGUACCUGGCGCUGCUGGGCCUGGCCGAGCAUUUCCGCACGUCCAGCCCGCCCAAGGUGCGGCUGUGCGUGCACUGCCUGCAGGCCGUGCUGCCCCGCAAGCCCCCGGCCCGCAUGGAGGCCCGCACGCACCUCCAGCUCGGCUCCGUCCUCUACCACCACACCCGCAACGGCGACCAGGCCCGCGGGCACCUGGAGAAGGCGUGGCUGAUAUCCCAGCAGAUCCCCCAGUUUGAGGAUGUGAAGUUUGAGGCAGCCAGUUUGCUGUCGGAGCUCUACUGCCAGGAGAAUUCCGUGGACACGGCCAAGCCCCUGCUGCGCAAAGCCAUCCAGAUCUCCCAGCAAACUCCCUACUGGCACUGCAGGCUGCUCUUCCAGCUGGCUCAACUCCACACCCUGGAGAAGGAUUUGGUGUCGGCCUGCGACCUGCUGGGCGUGGGGGCCGAGUACGCCCGCGUGGUGGGCUCCGAGUACACCAGAGCCCUCUUCCUGCUCAGCAAGGGGAUGCUGCUGCUGAUGGAGAGGAAGCUGCAGGAGGUUCACCCGCUGCUGACGCUGUGCGGGCAGAUCGUGGAGAACUGGCAGGGCAAUCCCAUCCAGAAGGAAUCCCUCCGAGUCUUCUUCCUGGUCCUGCAGGUCACACAUUACCUGGAUGCUGGCCAGGUGAAGAGCGUGAAGCCGUGCCUGAAGCAGCUGCAGCAGUGCAUCCAGACCAUCUCCACCCUGCACGACGACGAGAUCCUGCCCAGCAACCCCGCCGACCUCUUCCACUGGCUGCCCAAGGAGCACAUGUGUGUGCUGGUCUACCUGGUGACAGUGAUGCAUUCCAUGCAGGCAGGGUACCUGGAGAAGGCUCAGAAAUACACGGACAAAGCCCUCAUGCAGCUGGAGAAGCUCAAAAUGCUGGACUGCAGCCCCAUCCUGUCCUCAUUCCAAGUGAUUUUGUUGGAACACAUCAUCAUGUGCAGGCUGGUGACAGGACACAAAGCCACAGCCCUGCAGGAGAUUUCCCAGGUCUGCCAGCUGUGCCAGCAGUCUCCCAGGCUCUUUUCCAACCACGCUGCCCAGCUGCACACGCUCCUGGGUCUCUACUGCAUCUCUGUCAACUGCAUGGACAAUGCAGAAGCACAAUUCACUACAGCACUGAGGCUCACAACCCACCAGGAGCUGUGGGCAUUUAUUGUCACCAACCUGGCCAGCGUCUACAUCCGGGAAGGGAAUCGGCACCAGGAGCUCUACAGUUUAUUGGAAAGGAUAAAUCCCGACCACAACUUCCCAGUGAGUUCCCACUGCCUCCGGGCCGCGGCGUUUUACAUCCGAGGGCUCUUCUCCUUUUUCCAGGGAAGAUACAACGAGGCCAAGCGUUUUUUGCGGGAGACGCUGAAGAUGUCGAACGCCGAGGACCUGAACCGCCUGACGGCGUGCUCGCUCGUGCUGCUGGGCCACAUCUUCUACGUGCUGGGCAACCACCGGGAAAGCAACAACAUGGUGGUGCCGGCCAUGCAGCUGGCCAGCAAGAUCCCGGAUAUGUCCGUGCAGCUCUGGUCCUCCGCCCUGCUCCGGGACCUGAACAAGGCGUGUGGGAACGCCAUGGACGCGCACGAGGCGGCGCAGAUGCACCAGAACUUCUCUCAGCAGCUGCUGCAGGAUCACAUCGAGGCCUGCAGCCUCCCCGAGCACAACCUCAUCACGUGGACGGACGGACCCCCCCCAGUCCAAUUCCAGGCCCAGAACGGCCCCACCACCAGCCUGGCCAGUCUGCUGUGAAUUCCCGGAAAAACUCCCGGAAAAUUCAUGGAAAACUCCAGGAAAACUCCAGGAUCUCCACCAACAACAUCCCAGGAAGAGGAAAAAACAAAAAACAAAACAAAAAAAAAAGCGCCAAAAACUUGGGAAAA
This is a messenger RNA of Poecile atricapillus (Black-capped chickadee), 2147 nucleotides long. It is a transcript of the gene MAU2, whose product is annotated as MAU2 sister chromatid cohesion factor. The record is from RefSeq and is a predicted model, not a curated record. NCBI's taxonomy places the organism in Eukaryota, Metazoa, Chordata, Aves, Passeriformes, Paridae. Gene Ontology annotation, biological process: maintenance of mitotic sister chromatid cohesion; mitotic sister chromatid cohesion. The transcript is spliced from 19 exons. Gene Ontology annotation, cellular component: chromatin; SMC loading complex. Gene Ontology annotation, molecular function: double-stranded DNA binding; protein binding. Bases 34 to 2016 code for a protein of 660 amino acids.